This is a messenger RNA of Acaulospora morrowiae, 915 nucleotides long. Lineage: Eukaryota; Fungi; Glomeromycota; Glomeromycetes; Diversisporales; Acaulosporaceae. The record is from the annotation of a GenBank genome assembly.
AUGAAUGUAGGAAUAAAUUGGAAGAGAUGGUAUGCAAUUUUCUGCUUGUUCGUUUUGAUCCUUAAUGUUGAUGACAAUAUUCGAGCCGAAGACUACAAAAGAAAUCUCCAAACCUUGAACGAAUACAACUUAUUCCUUGAAGAAUUGCCAUCGCUAAUAAGAAUAGGAUCCCAAAAUGGACUUUUGCAAUGUUCUAGGUGUCAAAGGAUAUCACAAUCGUCACAGGAGUAUGAUGAUUUGAGAUGUCAUGAGACAAAGUAUUUUCAUGAAAUAGAAAGAGUCACCUCGGUGGUAAAUUUACGAGACACGAGAGUGGACGUUGAGAUGUUGGAAAAUUGUUCAUUCUGUGCAGUUGGUACAGAUUUUGAGUUGUUCCACGAGUCCAUCACCAAAUUCUUUGAACACUACGAGAUUUAUGUCUGUCAACGCUGUGAUAAACUAUCCAACAAACCUGAACAUUCGGGUCACCCUUAUCUCACCUCCUUUAACCACCUCUUGUUUCCCAUACACAAGAAUCCAUUGAUACAUAAGAACUCACGUCUUAUCACAAACCUAGCUCAACUAAAAGGAAUUGAAUUUGACUUGUUGGAAUUCUUUGAUAUCUUUGAUAUCUUAAAGGAUUGCGUGGAUUCUAUGCGGCCAGCUAUGAUCUCCGGAAAAUGGAAUGUUGGCAACCAGGAAAUUUCUCUGGGAAGACGUAAUUUUUAUAACGGAAAUUUUGGAACUUCCGAAUGGGAACAAUACAUUAAGAUCGAUGAAGCAACGAGUCGCUCGAAAUCUACACUCAAUUUUUGCACAACCUACCAAGCGCCUUCAUUAUUUAUCCUUAUUCAAAUGCAUAAAUUGCAAUGUUAUUUUCUUGAACGCCAAGAAACUCUUGAUUGGUUCCUGCAAUCAAACGAAUUUGUGGAUUGA